UUUUUUGAACGCAUCAAUUGUCAAAAAGUUGUCGGAAAGGAAUGGUAGAGAAGAGAGGGCGUAAAGAAUUGUUGAUUGUUACGUAGAUAGCGUGUUCUCAAAUUACUGGAAAAACGUGACAAAUAAACAAUAUUACUAUUUCGGGUUUAUUUAAGAAACCAUUUUUUAAAAAUCGUCAAAUUGCAUCGUUUGAUGAUAGUGCGAAGAGCCUGUGUGUGUUAAAGAGGUUAUAUUCAUUAACAGAAUAAAUUAACAGGUUGAUCACAAUCGAAACAUGAUAAUUGGAUGUCAUAUAUGAAUAUCAAUACCAAUAGAACAAUGAGUAUCAAUAAACAAAUAUUAUUAAAGACGAUGAAUAAAGCAGAAGAAGAAUAUGUUGAGAAAACGUUUGUCUAUAAAUUUCCGACAUGUACUACAAAUCAAGAAUAUACGCUGGAAAUUCCAUUAAAAAUACCGUAUCACGGCUCCAUAAAAGAAUUGAUGCAUCGUAUAAUGUCAUCAUUCAAACUGCCGUGUUAUGUGGAAUCAGAUUUGUUGGAGGCCCUACAACAUAACAUCAAGGAGCUUACGCUACAGUUUCAUGAUAAAAAGGCGGAGAAACUUAUCGAAGCCGCCAAAGCAGGCAAUCUGGAUUUAGAAGACAUAAUAAAGAAUUGGGAGAAAAUAUAUAAGCAGAAGACAGUAGAAUAUUCCGAUCCUAUUGGGACCACAGAUGAGGAAUUAUUUGCCGCAGCGUAUCACAGAUUAGUGCAUUCUCCGUCUUUAGAACCAAUUCUGCAGGCAGAACACAAAUUUGGACGGGAUGUUACUGAAGUAAUUCAAAUGAGGGAUACUGACUAUGAACAUCUCACGCAAAAACAAACCGACGAAAUGCGCGUUGCCGUCGAAACUCUUGAAGCAGGAUCUACCGAAAAGUCCAUAAACGACAUGGCCGGUCGUCAUUUCGAGGAGCAGAGCUUGUUGCAGGGUUAUUGGGGAUCCAAAAUUGAUGCUUUGAGAUUAGAUCAACGUCGACAGUACCGAAAUUGGAUCAUGAGGCUGCUCGAAGAACAACAGACCAGUAUGGUGUCCACGCCAAUGGGUUCGCCUAUGGUGCCGUUGCCGCCGUUACGUCCGGCUUUAGACAAAUUCGUUCAUAGCGAAGAGAAGCAGACAACAGAUUAUCCUCUGUUAGAAGAAAGCUUCACCAUACAUUUGGGAUCUCAAAUGAAACAAAUGCACAACAUACGCAUAUUGACCGGAGACGUGCUCGAUUUUUGUCGUACGAAAAAUAGCGAGUCCGGGAUGGAUCCAACGCCUCAACGAUUGCAAACAGCAUUAGGACUGUACUCGAAUGAUCUCUGUGGAUUAGUUCUCUUAAGCGAUAAUCAUUUAGGCAGUUAUUCCGGAAUAACGAAAGAAUUAUGUUCGAUAUGUCAAUUAACCACGGAAUUUCAUUUUCCAUCUAUCGACGAGCAAUUGGAAAAGAUUCGAGAAGACGUGAAGGAUGCCGUUGCAUGGAGGCAGGCGCAUUAUAGGGAAGGAAGCGAUCCCCACGCGAAAAAAUCAACCACGAGCAAGAGUCUGCAAACAGGCGACGUUUUUAUCACAAGACAUUCCAAUCUGGCGCAAGUUCACGUAGUGUUCCACAUGGUGGUCAACGAUUCUUUGAGAUCCGGCGAUAUCAACUCGAGACAUCCCGCUAUUCUGGGAUUACGAAACAUUCUGAAAACGGCGUGUUGCAACGACGUGACAACACUGACAAUACCCGUGCUGCUCGUCCAUGAAAUGUCAGAGGAUAUGACGGUCGCCUGGUGCACGAAGCGGGCCGAGCUAGUCUUCAAAUGCGUGAAAGGUUUUAUGAUUGAGAUGGCGUCCUGGGGUGGAGCCGAAUUGAAAAAUCUCCAGUUUCUCGUGCCGAAAGGAAUGUCAGAGGAGGUAUUUGGAACGUUAGCCACAAUGUUGCCCAGCAUAUUUCGGGUGUCGAACCCGUUGGUUUUCAAGGCCACCAGCACACCGCAAACCCCGAAAAAGUGAACGAUUUCCCUUUGUUAUCGCAGCAUGCGUCAGGAACGCUGUUUAUAAUUAUUACUAAGUAUGUGAUAUGCAGUCGCAAUUAUCCGUCACGGGCGCGAAAAAAGAUACGGCUCUGCAUAUGUCUGACUUUUAAUGAGCUUUUUGUUUAUAUUAUUUUCACACAAUUGAUUUCCCAUCGAAUGGAGCCGAUAUUUGC
Messenger RNA from Solenopsis invicta (red fire ant), 2212 nucleotides. RefSeq names its product protein C12orf4 homolog. The transcript is spliced from 10 exons. NCBI's taxonomy places the organism in Eukaryota, Metazoa, Arthropoda, Insecta, Hymenoptera, Formicidae. Gene Ontology annotation, cellular component: cytoplasm. The record is from RefSeq and is a predicted model, not a curated record. The coding region runs from base 286 to 2016 and encodes 576 amino acids.